AAAACGUUUUUUCCAAUAUAAAAACAGCUAUUUACAUAUUCCUCCUGACCAGCAGAGGUCGCUGUUUCCUCUUUAUGCCUCGCGUUCACUAAACGGAAGCGUUUUCCACAGAUUUCCUAAAAAAAAUUGUGUUUACAUGCUCCCAUCCUCUUUCGUGUUUUAGCGGCUUUGGGAGCCUAAUCUGCGGCAGAAUGAGCGCAAUUCAGCUGCUGCGGAUGUCGGUGCAUCAGCGGAUCAGCGCCGCCGCUGAGGACGUCCUACAGCAGCUGGAAAACGGGGAGAAAGCGGUUAAACUCCGGACACAGAGAGCAGUGAUAACCGCGCGGCUAACAGCUACCGCGGAGGAAAUCUUCGGACUGUUCAAGGAAACUUUAGCGGAGUACGAGGAGAGACUGCGGCAGUCCGAGCAGGAGAUAUGCCUCCAGAGAAAGCAGCUGGAUGCUCUGCUGAAACCUGAAAUCAGACUGCAACGAUCGGAGCAAACGGAGGCUUUUAAAGCCGCAGGAGCCGCUGCGGCCAGCGCUUACUCGUCCAGUUCCGGUCAACUUCACAAUAAAAGCCCUGCAGAUCAGAGUGAAGAGGAAGCUGAAGACACAGGCCUUCUGAAGAUAGUGACCCUGGACGACUCCGGCCUGCCAGCCCAGUUCGACUCAACGGACCUGAAUCCGCUCGAUUCUGAGAACGUCAGCGAUGCUUCCUGCCCGUCGUCGCCACGCUCCUCCUCUGAAUCCUACCACCUGGCGGCCUCUACGUGCACCGACGACGACGACGACUGGACGGAGAGUCAGUCUCUCAGGUCAGAGGGCAAAAGAAAAAAGAAGAGAGGUCGGCCUUUCAGAUCCAUCGAGAAAAUGGAAGGAAGUCCUCCUCUCGUAUCUGCUGGGAAGAAGAAACGAGGACGACCUCUCGGAUCUUUGGGCAAAAAGAAGAGAGAACUUCUUGGUCUUGAACCUUUAGUCAUUGUGAAAAAGCGAAAACGCACUCCUCCUACAGAGCGUUUCAACUGCCAUGUCUGCGGACGCCUCUGUCCGGGGAAAGGCUUCCUGCUGCAGCACGCGCUGCGGGUCUGCGGCAGCAAUCCGGACCGGCGCUGCGGCUUCUGCGGCGAGCUUUCAGACUCUGCUGAUGGCCUGAUGGCUCACCUGCAGGCUCACCAGCAGAACACCAAAAAGUGCUCCGUCUGCGAGAAGACGUUCACCUCCAUCAGGGCGCAGGAGCUGCACUUCCGCAUCCACACCGGGGAGAAGCCGCAUGAAUGCCCCGAAUGCGGCAGAUUGUUCCGGCAGAAAAGCAACCUGAUGUCUCACAUGCUGGUUCACGCGGCGGAGAAACCAUUCAAAUGUAAAGAGUGCCCUCGCGCCUUCUGCCACAUGACGUCACUGGAGCGCCACACGGAGGAGCACAACAACGCGCUCAUCCUCUCCUGCAGCGUCUGCAGUCAGGAGUUCAGCAAGCGGAAGGACCUGCGGAAACACGUGGCGACCAAUCACGAGGACAGCGUCCCUAAAGCGAAUAAAAGCCGCACAUCUGUGCUGACCAACUGCAAGGUGUGUGGGGAAGCUUUCGACCGGAAGAUCCUGCUAGUCAGGCAUGCUGGGUCUCACGCGCAGGAGCCCAACUGCUGCUGCGGCGUUUGUGGGAAUCUGUGCGACUCCAUCGACAGCCUCAACGCUCACCUGCGCUUCCACCGGGUCGCCGCCAGGACCUGCGAAACCUGCGGGAAAUCCUUCCCCGGCCGAUCGGCGCUGCUGAUGCACCUGAGGAUUCACACCGGGGAGAAACCCUUCAGCUGCAGCUUCUGCGACAAGGCCUUCAACCAGAUCGGCAACCUGAAGAUGCACCUGAAGAUCCACACGGGCGAGCGCGCUUUCUCCUGCAGCAUCUGCGGGAAGGGCUUCACCCAGAAGAACAGCCUGGACACGCACAUCCGCUUCCACAACAAGGAGAGGCGCUUCCUGUGCCAGGUGUGCGGGAAGGGCUUCAUGCAGGACGUGGACCUGAAGAGGCACAUCCUGGUCCACACCGGGGAGAAGCCGUACGAGUGCAGGGUCUGCGGGAAGAGCUUCCAGGCCAGGCGCUCGCUCAACGGUCACCUCAAGGUUCAUGAAGCCGGUGGGAUGGUGGGCGUCAGCGAGGACCAGAGAAUGGACAACUUCUUCUCCGGACCCUUCCAGCUGUAGAUCAGAAACUAAGCCCAGGGCUGAGCGAUGCAGCUUAAAAAUGAAAUCUCUUCUAUGAUCAUA
Messenger RNA from Poecilia reticulata (guppy), 2243 nucleotides. RefSeq lists its product as uncharacterized. Gene Ontology annotation, biological process: regulation of gene expression. Gene Ontology annotation, cellular component: nucleus. NCBI's taxonomy places the organism in Eukaryota, Metazoa, Chordata, Actinopteri, Cyprinodontiformes, Poeciliidae. The record is from RefSeq and is a predicted model, not a curated record.